Molecule: messenger RNA, 339 nt
Organism: Prorocentrum cordatum
Lineage: Eukaryota; Dinophyceae; Prorocentrales; Prorocentraceae
Source: the annotation of a GenBank genome assembly
AUGAAGUCGGGGGACCACGACUGUACCAUCGUCUUCGGCGACGACGCGAGCCUGAAGGCGGGCUGCGCGGUGCGCCGGGGCGCCCUGCUGCCGGCGAAGCGCCAGGGCCGACCAACUCGCCCGUUGUUCCCUCUGAAGCUCGCCAGGCACGAGCAGCUGUGCAACGAGGCGGUCGCCGACGCGGGCCUGUCCAGGCUCCGCGUCACCCCGCGCCGUGCCCGGCGCGGCGGCCCCAGCGCCGACGCAGCCAGAGUCCGAGGGGAUGCGUUCAUAAAAAAAGGGGCCUCUAGAGAUCGGCCACGAGCGUCAGAAGGUAUGAGAAGCAUGGCACUCUCAUGA